Molecule: messenger RNA, 2382 nt
Organism: Gaeumannomyces tritici R3-111a-1
Lineage: Eukaryota; Fungi; Ascomycota; Sordariomycetes; Magnaporthales; Magnaporthaceae
Exons: 6
Coding region: 1-2382 (793 amino acids)
Biological process (GO): proteolysis; peptide catabolic process
Cellular component (GO): cytoplasm
Molecular function (GO): metalloaminopeptidase activity; zinc ion binding; peptide binding
Source: RefSeq, a predicted model, not a curated record
AUGCGACCGGGGAAUUUGGCGCGUGCGGGUCUCGGCGUUCAAACCCCGGCGGACCUGUUCGGGGCUGCGCAAAUCGAUCUUAAUCGGGCCAGGCUGGAGGAGAGACGCAGUCCAGGGCACAACAUUUUCGAAGAAGAUAGUUUCUAUAGUUCCGCUGUCGACGUCGAGCCCAUUCGCACCCGAAUUCAUGCCUAUCUGACGCGGGAAAAACGGGACCUCUACAUUCCCAAUGCCUUCUUCUACGCCGACGGCUGCUUCUCCGCCACUCCGUCUGCCAUGCAAAUUAACGUUCAGAUCUUCAGUCCCUCUAACCUGUCGAGACACCCGGGCGACGUGUCCGACUUUGACGAAUAUUGCCGCCACUUGCCAGAACAACUCGUCCCGGGACGAGAGGCUGCUCUGGCUGCCCCCCUGCGUACCGAGCGAUCGCGUCCGACUUUCGCGUGGAUAGGGACGGGCAGCGGAGGUUUGCACCCCACGCGCCACUGUGGCCGCCACCCCACAAAGCUCUCCGAUAUCCGCUUCCGCAACCUCGUUGCCUACGUCGUUGCGCAUGAACUGGCCCACCAGUGGUUCGGCAACCUGGUCGCCAUGGGUUGGUGGGAUGAGCUUUGGCUCAACAAGGGUUUGCUACCAGGGCCGGCUGGCUGGCCACGGAUUAUCUGCGGCAUGGCUAUGGCAUUCCAGCUCGAUUCCAUCCAUGCCUCCCAUCCGAUCCACGUGCCUGUGCGUGACGCUCUGGGUGUCAACCAGAUCUUUGACAACAUUAGCUACCUCAAAGGCUGCAGCACGACCCGCAUGUUGGCCAGUCACCUCGGCGUCAAAAUUUUCCUUAAGGGCAUUGCCAUCUACCUUAAGAAGCAUGCUUACCAAAACGCCAAAACGGAGGCGCUGCGGGUGGCUCUUAGCGAGGCUUCGGGUACCGACUUCCAGGCUCUCAUGGCUCCAUGGAUCGAGAAGAUCGGCUACCCCGUCCUGAAAGUCUUUGAAAAGACCCGACGGCAGUAUCACAAACAGUCACGCUUCUUGUCGACCGGUGAUGUCGAGUCUGAGGGCGACACGACGACCUGCGAUUUCUACCAGCUGAACACCCAUACAACGGGCUUCUACCAGGUUAAUUACCCACCAGAGCGCUUCGCGCAGUUCGGUAAGCAGCUCGGCGGCGGACCUUGCCAUUUUGGGCUACAUAGGUACAUCGGCACUCCUCUCGUUCUUCAAGGGUUCAGUGCUGAAAGCGAGUAUCUGGUCCUGGCGCAGGCCCUGGAUGCCGUCGGCUCGCUGAAAUCCGUCUUUGGUGAUGACGACAUCCGCCAGGGACUUUGCGCCUUCACUCUGCGCUUGAUUGAGACCCGCUGGUCAAGGUCGGCUUUGACGUACCGGCCAACGAGCGGAUACGCAGCCAUCGCAAGAUAUGGGUUCGGAGGAUGGUCGGGAAAGCAAGGCGCCGGCGACGCGACGGCGAUGUGGCACCUGCGGCAAAACCGGACACAAUGCGCGUACAUAUCAGGAAAAACAGAAAUGUCUGAUGUAUACAGUUCUGAGCAGUUUGAAUGGAUUCCUGGCGUUCGUGGCUUGGAAUUGGUGUCGAUUGUCUGGAGGUCGCGGUUCUUCGUCCGACGUGCUGGUGAACCACGUUACAUCACUUUAUCGAAAUUAAAAUAUUUUAUGAUCAAAGCAGAUAGCCUCCUUUACUUGUCCUAUCAUCCGCGGUGUAAAUCCUUUACUUCGAGUGUCCCUAUGGCUACGGAAUUCCCAAAGUUUCCUAAACCUUCUGUACCCUGGAUAAGGAUAUCUACUGAAAGUCCCGACUGGCUUGCGAAGGCCCCGACUGCAGCCUGCCGGACGUUCCCGUCCUGGUGUUCAAGCCGCCCUGUUAUAGCUUCGAGGAUCCUUGGCGAUAAGCCUUUAAGCGGUUGUACCAUCCUAAGCGCGGCAAUUUGUAGGGGUGUCGAGACGCCGUCCUUCAGCCAGCUGGGUGUUAGUUUAAUGGCCGUUGCUGAUAUCUUUCGUAGCGCGAACAAGAUCUUCGCUUUAUUUCCAGAUCUCGUUUUGGUGGUUUUGGUCAAACUCGAUCACGUCGCUGCGGAGGCCGGCAAAGGCAAGGCAACAGGGGAGGCUGAGUUCCGUCGCCAUCCGCGAGGGGAUUUCCUGUAUCGGAAUCCGAACCAGGCCUUGAAGAAGCGAAUGAUCCUGGAGGAACGCUUCGAUCUCUACGGCGUGCUUGCCUGCAGCCAUCUUCACGUAGGAUGUUACUUGGUCCUGGUUGAAGCCGAUUGUUUCCAAUUCCAGGUCGACGCGCCUGAUACGGGUCAGGUUCAGCCCUGCAGGCCGGGAGGUGAUAAUGACGUGAGAUUGUUCCAGCAGGUCGUGAAGAAGACCUGA